Molecule: messenger RNA, 7313 nt
Organism: Etheostoma cragini (Arkansas darter)
Lineage: Eukaryota; Metazoa; Chordata; Actinopteri; Perciformes; Percidae
Exons: 6
Coding region: 1380-6434 (1684 amino acids)
Source: RefSeq, a predicted model, not a curated record
AUAGAUAGAUAGAUAGAUAGAUAGAUAGAUAGAUAGAUAGAUAGAUAGAUAGACAGAUGGAUGGAUGGAUGGAUGGAUAGACCUCCUUUAUGUUCCUCUUCUCUAUUACCUUGUUUCUAAAAUGUCUAUGGUUGAUUUCCCAAGUGAAUUCAGUCAGGUCAAACUAAAUGUAGAAAGGAGUGAGAGAAGUUGGAGACAGAAAGAUAGCAAUACAUACAGAUGGAGAGAGAUGAGAAAGAGAGAUGAGAUGGAGGAAGAGAGAUGAGAUGGAGGAAGAGAGAAAGGGGAAGCAGCUGGAGAGGAGAAGUUGGUCUCUUUGCAGCUCCAAAGCUCUUAAAGCCCCGAAGCUGUGUGGAGUGUAAAUGGGAGGGAAGAGAGAGAGAAAGAUAGAUAGAUAGAGGAAGAGAAGGAGAGAGCGAGAGGUAGAGGGAGGCUGGAUGAGGAAAAGAAAAGCUAGAAGGGAGGGAGAAGGAAAGGGAGAGGAGGAGGGUUUGCGUUGGUGUGUUGGUUGGCAGAGAGAGUGCUUGUCAAAAAAAUCUUCUUCUGACAGAAGGCAUGAUUCACAGCAGAGAGAGAGGGAGAGGGGGAGACAAGCGUCAGAAAAAGCAAAAAACGGCAGCGAUAAAGAGAGAGGGAGAGAGAAAAACGACAGGGGCAGAGAUGCCGGUAAGAAAAACAAAUGAGGAUGCUUAUUUGAGGCAGAAUGACAAGACAUUUACAGGAUGGGACGGAGAUCGACGGACUGGAUUGACUGAUGCCUUUUAAUGACUGUGACCAUGUUGAUAAGACAGACGAUGGUAAUCAACAAAUUCUGUCAGAAUGAAAGGAGAAGAUUUGUGUUCAGCCUUUCUGUCGCUUUGUGUCUGACUGACUAAUGCUCCACUGGAAAAAGACUUCAUUGGCUCUGAACAGACAGCCAGAACAAUGAACACCUAAAAUGAAAACAAAUGCGGACAUGUUGGGAAGAGCGUGGGAGAGAAGAUGAGCGAAGAGCAGUAAACCUUUGGAUGUAAAAACUGGACAUAUUUUGUCUUAUAUUUUCAUGUUUUUCUUCUAAAUCUGGUUGGAGUAUUAUCUUGUUUACAUUGUUUUUAUGUCAUGAAACUUUUGACAAGCAGUUUUUUUGCAGCACUGCCAUACUUUGAUCAAAAUGUAGUCCUGUCAACAAAUAUGCUUCAGUAUUUUACCAUAAAAGAAAAAGCAUUUCUCUUUUGCCAUGGCCCUCUCAAAACCAGCUGCCAUGCAUCUUGCACAUAUUGAAAUUUAUUUUGCAAGCUACAUUUUUCAGAAUUAGUAAAAUUAACAAAUUCACAAUUCACUCUUCAAAUUUCAACCGUGCCUCCCACCGGUCCCUCCCACCGUCAGCCAUCCGACCAAUCAUGGGUAAGCCUCUUAGCCGUCCCGGGUGUUUCAGGAAGAGCUCCUGCUGCCUGGAGAAACAUGGAGCUGGGGAUGGGGGAUUGGGAGGGAGGGCUGGGGGAGUGGAAGGGGGAUACGGAGACGGCUACAUUCCCCAACGAUCCAUAUACGAUACCAUGUGCAUCAAUCAACAGAUUGACAGCCAUCACCAUCACCCUGGAGGGUCCGUUAGGCGAGACGGUGGAUGUGAGGGGAGUUUUAGCUACUCUGCAAGCGGCUCCCUAAGGGUAAGCAGGUCUCCAGCUGACAUGUUCGAUUCACAGCCCCGCUCUCUAACUCCGAACCCCUCGUUUGUUCGACGACUGGAUGAAAGAGCCAUCUUUGAUUCAUUGAAGCUUGGCGGUCAGGAUGUGGAUGGUGGUGGCUGCCACUCGCCAGGAUGUAUCAACAGAUCAGUUUCUCCCUCUGUGUCAUCAUUCUCGGCACCAGGAGUGUCCUCCUCCUCAUCCAAGAAACACCACCAUCCCCACCACCAUCAACAUGGAGACAGUACAAAGAGCAGAGAUGGCCGACAUUCCUGGAAAGUCUUUACACCUCCAAAACACCUGGAGUGUCUGGAGCUUACUACAGCCGAAAUGAUGGACAGAGGAGGGGGAUAUCUGAACCCAGGACACUACCCUCACCCUGGGGGCCAGUCCUCCUCUCUUACCUCCCCCCUCAUUUCCCCAUUCUCCGGCUCACCUCUUUCCUCGGGUUACCAUACUCCGGUUUUUUUCUCCCCUGCCAAGCCUCGCCCCAGUCAGUCUCAGAGUUUGCGAUGUUCCCCUCCCCAGGUCAUCCAGCCAAGGCAUUACUCCCAAACCCAGAGUCUCAGGCUGUCACCACCCCAGGAGCUUAGACGAUCUCCCUACCGUGCCCCACUGGUCCAACUGUCUGCUCAUGACCUCGAGCAGGAAAUGAGGGACAGAGGAGGAGGAUGGGGCCGGAGUGAGCGAGAAAGAGAGUGGGAGAGAGAGAGGGAAAGGGAGAUGGAGCGAGGGUGGGCCCAGCGAGAGUGGGAAAGAGAAAGGGAGAGGGGGAGGCUGGAGAGGGAGAAGGCGAGAGAAAGGGAGAGGAGGGAAACAACUUUUGGCACCUUUGGGUAUGGUCGACCAGUACCUCUGCGUUCAGACAGAGACUCUGUGUUUUUAGAGCACGACCAGGUUCUAGACACAACACCCCUAUUGCUCCCUCACCCCUCCCCCUCCCCCAAUGCUGCCCCCAGAAUGGGCACUGGCGCAGUGGGUAGGAAUAGAGCCGGGUCAAAGGUUGGCCCUGAAAGUAUAGGUGGUGGUGGUAUGGUGUCAAAGUUUGACAAUGGGAGUGUGGGUUUGGUGUUAGUUGACAGCAAAUCUGGGUGUGGGCAGAGGAUAGUAGGUGAAGUAGGAGUUGGAAACAUGUCAGAGGCUGAAAUCAGAGCUGGAAUACAAGAACACCACAGAGCUGAAAGUUGGAACAAAUAUGAUAACGGAUCCAGGGCUAGCAGUAAAAAUGGGUCAGAAAUAAGAAUGGGUUCCCAAGUGAAAACACGACCAGGUGGACGGGAUCUGGAAGGAAAAGUGCAGUCUGGGGUGGAGAUAGAAAAUGUGGCUCGAGCUGUGAACAAGGAGGGACACAGGGGAACAACAAGGAGUGGAGAAAAAACUGGAAGGGGUGUGGCUAAACCAGAACCUUCUGCUGAGACUAUUCCGUCAACUGUGACUGACAUUAAUAACAGGAUUGAGCCUGGAGAUAAAGUUGAGACUGGAGCUGGACCUGGUCUGGAGAUGAAGCCAGAGAUUGAGGCAGGGCUUGAGGCCAAAGCUAUUUUAAGGCAGGUGGAGAACAGGACUGGAACAGAAGCUGGAGGUGUAGCUAAAGUUAACAAUGAGGUUGGUUCGCCAGAAGAGUCCAGGGUAGAAACUAAAGAGACAGAAGUUAAAAUUGCUCCUACAUCUGAGCCUGAAGCAUUACUAGAGGCUGAGGUUAGUAAUGAGACAGGGACUAAAAGUAACAUUGAGACCGGGGCCGUCCGUGAAAUCCAGAACAGCAACAAGGCUACAGACAAAGCUCACAUAAGUGUUGAGGCUGGGGAUAAAACUGACACUUCCCCGGCAGAUCAGACUGAGAAAAAACCUUUGGACAAUAAUAAAAUUAAAUCUAGCCAUGUAGAGAAAGGUUCCAGGUCCCACAAGUCCAAAUCAUCCAAGUCAAGCUCUAGGACCCGACCUGGAACGGCCACAGGGCUCCGACCAGGAGUGGUCAGCCCUCACCUAAGCAGAGGAUUUGGAGACCUUGAGUCAACAGACCUUAAGUCUGAUGGCAUUGAGUCCACCUGGCCCCGCCGAAUCAUGGUCAGAAAGAGGACUGUUCGGCAGGGUGGGGCACUCCACAACCUCCCUAUUCUCCCCCCACUCCCCUCUGUCCUCUCAGCGCUGGAGAAGAGGCGCCCACUUGCCCAACUCCACCCCCGUCCAUGCCACUUCUCAGAGAACCCACUAACAACCAUUAUAAAUGCUGCAAGUAUUGUGGGACGAUGCUCACUUAAAGAGCCCUCCCAUCUAGAACUAGGACCGGGGGCCAGUUUGGUAGGUAGGGCUUCCCUGAAGGAGCAGAACCUGGAGCAGUGGAGGGUCUGCAGAGAGCAAGAGGAACCCAGGAGAACCAGGAGCAAGGAGAAACAAGCAGAGCAGAGUAAGGAGAAGACUGAGAUCGAGGAGAGGAAGGGGAAGGAAGAGAAGCGACACACGGCAAGGACUGAAGAGAAAGACAAAAGGGAGGAGAAAGUGGGAAAGGAGAAAGAGAUGGUUAAUGUCCUAGAGGGGCUGGUAGAGGAAACCAAACAAGAAAAGUCAGAGAGAAGGGUUAAGGGGAAAGUGGAAGAGGAGGGAAACAUAAAGGAAGAUUUAGAAAAGGAAACAGAUAUAGAAAUAAUGUUUGAAAAGGUUGAGGAUAGAGAAAUGCAAAUUAAGGAUGGAAUACAAGAGCGGCAUCGACAAGAGUUGGAAGAGGUGAUGGCUAAAUCAAAGAAAGAAGAAGUUGAGGUGGAGGGAGGAGAAGGAGGCACAUUUGGAGAUGAAGAGGGGAUAGAGAGUUGGGACGUUGUCCUUGACAUGGUCAACACAUUGUGGGAGGAUGGCUGGGAGAAAGGGGGAGUAGGAGGAAGUGGUGAUACAGAUUCCUUUUCUGGCUCCCUUCAACGUUGGCCUCUUCUCCGGCCCCCAAUUGGCUUUGGGGGCUCCCAUCCCCCCUCCUCGGCGGCCUCGGAGCUCAGCCUGACGGAGUUGGAAAGGAGAGCCAGGGAGCUGGACUCGGACCUGGAGCACCUUGACCUGUCUCAGCCCCAAAGGGACACCCAGGAUUUAUACCAAUCACUGCUGGAGCCACAGAGGGAACGAACGGACAUGUACCAAACACACCCUGGGCCGCAGAGAGAGAAAGUUGCUCUCUUGACAGGAAUGGGGAACAGAUCCCAGGUCAGUUUGGAGCUCAGCGCUAAGGCCUCACCAGCUACAGACACAGACAGACCUCCUGUUGAUUGGUCAACCAAAUCUGCUGGGACUUCCACUGUUGGCAAUAGCUCUACUAAGGAGGACAGCUCUCCAGACUCCAACCUUACGCUGGAAUCCGACUCCAGUGGCGUCUUCCUGUCCUUAUCCAAUCAGAGCCAGGAGGAAGCCGGUUCAGACAGCGACCAGCCAAUCAGUGGCUCUGACCUAGGCAGUAGCAGCACGUCACUGGAGAAAGACGGGGACGAUGUAGGGUUAAAGGAAUGGGGGAGGGAGGAGAGUGCAGAGCUACAGUGGUGCUACCCAUCACUCCUCGACACUUCCUUGCAUGAAGACAAAGAAGGAGAUAGCGGAAGAGAGAAAGCAGGGCAAGGAAAGAGGGUGAGAGAUGAAGAGAGAGGGAAAGAUGAGAAUGGAAGGUGGGUUGGUAAGAUAGGUUCUGUUUCAAUCACUAAGACCCCACUUGACCACGCAGACAGGGAGGGCCCCACGUCUUUAAAUGCCCCACAAAAGGAAGAGAUACCACCCAGGAAAAAAGUGACCAUCAUGGGAAGUGACUUUCCUCUUCCUCUGUCUCCCUCAAAACAACCAAUCAAACACCUUCUGGAUCCAAAUCAGAAGCCAAUCAGAAGCUCAGGCCUGGACUGUGGUGACUUAGAUCCCUUUGUCCAAUCGGACAGCUUUGUUUACCUUGCCGUGUCUGCAAGACCUGCCUCCCAGUGUGAAGUCACCACAUUGACAGAAGUUCCCACCCAAGAUAUAAAACAAGACAGUGUUCAGCAACAUCCAGAUAGCAUGAAAACCAACUUGGACCUAUCAAAUAAAGAAUGGAUCGCCAAGCCAACUCAUUUUGCCCCACAAAAACCAGAGGAAGGAGACUUUCUGUGCACUGACAGCUUUGUCUACCUGGCCGCUCCAGCAUGCCACCUACUGGGUCCUGCAGGAACCGCACCCUACAGCGGAAGGGAGUCAGACUCAGAGAGUUCCGGAUCUGGCCCUGUUGAUAUGUCACUACUGGGCUGUGGCUCAGUAGCAGGGGAUAGUGACUGGGACUCAGACCUGUCCGACUCCGAUCCCAGUCGCUCCUCCAGAAUAUCUGCUGCUGGGAAUAAAUCUGCCGGCGUAUCACGGCCCAAGCGGCUGCCUGCUGAACCAGGCUGGGACAUGUUCGGAGAAACCACCGAACCUGAAGUGCUAAGCGAGCUCUUUACAGAACAGGACAAAAACAACAAUGGCAUGGCAAGGAAGGUUACCGGGGUCACCACCAGCAUGGAAGAUACACCAGCUAUUCCCAUGGCAAGUCAGCACGUCACUGCGCCAGUGAAACGGGUAGAAUCAGUAGAUCAGUCGUCAACAACAAAGAAGGUGACAUGGCAGUUUAAACCAGCCCAGAGGUCAGUCUGCACAGGAAGCAGGAAGGAUAAAGAGAAGGAAGGGACAUCAUCAUUGGUAAGGUUCACAGAACUUGAAGGAGGUGAUUCCCAUAGAACCUCCCCUUCAUCUUCAUCGUCUUCAUCAUCGUCACCAUCGUCAUCGUCUUCUGGUUGAUUUGCGAAGGAAAUGUUUUUUGUUCAAUUGGUUGAGAGGAGGUUUUAUGGCUGAAGCUGGGUUUUGUUUUCCUGGCUGGAACAACUACAUAUUCUUUUGGCUGUGAAUUUUUUAUUUUGCAUCUAGCUGCUGCCAUUGCCUUCUUGUGACCUUCUAAAGGCUGCAUAAAAGACUAGUUAAUUGUUUCAUUUUCUUGGACUACUCUACACAAUAUAAUAUUUAAUCAGUUAAAGUUUGAGAUAGUGUGAGUCUCAGGCUAAACAGAAACCUUUAGGUUGAGAUGGUGUGGAAAUAUUGCCACUGAUAGAACACGUAGGUACGAUACGCAUAGUGUUAUUCCUAAUGGAUUAUUCAACAGUCAGGCUUGAUUUAUUAGUUAUACAUUAUUCUAUCUCUGAAAAAGAAAUAUAAAUAGUACUGUUUUUUUUUUUUAUUUUAUUGAAUGUACUGUAAAGGAUAUACACAACUACAAGUGAAAACUAAAUUCACAUAUGAGGCAUUCCCAGUGGUUUGGCUUGCUCACCUGUAUUUACACAUUAUUACAGUGUUGGAAUUUAGUUACAAUAACACAUACAAAUGAUAACAGUUGGAGAAAAGAAUUUCUGUCAGACUCUGCCAUUGUGUUAUCUUGUUUAUAAAGAUCUAACAAUGUAAAUGUGUCUCAGGUCUUAUACCAAAUUACACUUCCUUCCACUAUGUAAUGCCUCACUCCAACACCUGCCCUUACUACUUCAUGUAUAUGCUUUUAAAACUGACUUGUAGAAACUUUACAGUGUACAAUGUAUUUUAUAAUCACAUCCAACUUUACAGUGUAUUAAACAGUGUGUCAAUAAUAUAUUUUGAAACAUUAAAAUAAUUAUAGAGCGAUAUAUAUAUAUA